GCUUCUAUCUCCUUAGAGGUUAGGAAUUUCCGAUCAAAGAAAGCUCUUCCGAGGCGAGCUAUCGGAAAGGUUAUUACGAUUGAUCCGAUAUUUUUAACGGUUUUCGAGAUAUGAGGCUUUUCAGCUGCCAGUACCUGAAAUUGGGUGAAGCACUACCUGAAUUUUAAUUUUUGACACCAAAAGACAAUUUUAGGCCCUAGAAAUAGAAUCUGACAUAGAAGGAUUUUUUUCCGAUAUUCUUUUUUUGUGCAGUUUUGAAGAAUUUGAAUUUGGCGCGUGACGUUUGUGAACUAACAUCAACUUCCGUUCCUAUGGCAACCAGACAACCGGAAAUUGUCACCAUCAAAGUCAAAAUCAAGAAAAUUCAACAUGUCGCUGAUUUCAAACGAACCAAUCCAAAUCGUCCACUUCCUAGCAACGGGUCUAAACAACAUCUUUUUCUCAAAUGUACACAAAAUGGGAACCAGUUGUCACUUAACAAGAUCCGUAUGUGAAAAUCAACAAAAAUGAUCUCAAAAAGCGCGUAUAAGAAGCAAAAAAUUGCUGUUUGACAAAAGUAUUGAAAGUUAGUGCCUCCAGUUAUCCAAAGCACGCCUUUUCGAGACCAUCCAAGUUGGGUUGAAACAUGUUUUUAGAGCAACCCAUGCGUUCUAUGUACGAGUCGUUCGUUGCUAGGGGCGGGCCUAAAGCCAGUGACGUGCUCCAGGCGAGUCCACUCGCACGAUGAGCGGCCUACAGGUCUGGACUCGCCCAUGGACCAGCACGUCAAAGUGUAUUUUAGUGUGGGGCAGCGCACCGAAUCGGCGCUUUUCCGGCCCAACACGCCUGUGGACCAGGUGAAGGAUAUAUUUCGGGCAGCAGCUGAAGCCGGUCCAAGUGAUAUUCUGAAAUUGUACAACGCUGCUGGUCAGCUACUCAAUAUCAGUGCAGACUUGCUUCCCAACACUGAGGACACGCUUUACUCUUUACAGGUUGUGGCCGCGAACGGUUUAGCCAUGCUGCAGGAGUCAACCUGCGCAGAACUCAAGUCGCUGGAGGCGCGCGUUUCAGCUGUAGAACGGCAAAUGCGCGCAGAAUUGCCUCUUCCCGCGGCAGUCGAAGAUCUGCGCAGAGAAGUGGAGGCGUUUCGCGAAAGACUGGAAACUGAUGAGGGUCUAAGCUGGCUUGGAUUCUACAAGCAACUUCCAGAGCCACUUUCCAGCGAGGAAUGUCGUCGACUUCAGUACCGCAGGAAGAGUGAUUCGGUGAAAAAUCGGGUUAAGAAGAAUUUUGCAAAUAUUUGUGAUGCCCAGGUCUCAGAUGCGAUCAGACAGUGGCUCAGAAUGCCCACCUUUGAUGCACGCCCCUGGGAGGACGAGGAACUUCUCCUCCUUCUUCAGCAGAUGUAUUUGGAUCACGAUUUCUGCGCGAAAUUUGCCAUUGACAUCAGCACCCUUAGGAAAUUUUUAUACGAGGCGUACAAGAACUACAACGAUGUGCCGUUUCAUAAUUUUCGUCAUUGUUUUUGUGUCGCCCAAAUGUUGUACGCGAUUUCGUGGUGCGUGGAUUUGCCCAGUAAAAUCGGUGACUUGGAAGUGCUGAUUCUGCUCACAUCCUGUAUAUGCCACGAUCUGGACCAUCCCGGGUACAACAACAUUUAUCAAAUUAAUGCCAAAACGGAGCUGGCAAUACGCUACAACGAUAUCUCUCCAUUGGAGAAUCACCAUUGCAGCGUGGCUUUUCGACUCCUCGAGAACGACGAUUGCAACAUCUUCAAGUCCUUCGGCAGUGAAGACUUUAAGCAGGUGCGAGAAGGAAUGAUUAGGUGCAUUUUGGCCACCGACAUGGCGCGGCACAACGAGAUUCUGACCAAUUUUCGCGAAAUGUUGCCCUGCUUUAACUACGACGAUAAAGCUCACGUAAAUCUGCUGUGUAUGGUACUGAUAAAAGUGUCGGAUAUCUCCAACGAGGCCCGGCCAAUGGAUAUAGCGGAACCGUGGCUGGAUCGGCUGCUGCAGGAGUUUUUCAAGCAAAGCGAUGCGGAGAAGCUGGAAGGCCUCCCUGUAACUCCGUUUAUGGAUCGCGAAAAAAUUACCAAACCUUCAUCGCAAUGCUCGUUUAUCGGGUUCGUGCUGUUGCCCCUGUUCGAGGCCCUUGGCGAAUUACUCACCGAACUUCAAGAUCUCAUCGUUCAGCCGGUACGGGACGCUCUGGACUACUACAAGAGACUAAACGAAGUAACGAGAGAAGAAAGACUGCACCGCAAAAGUAUCGUGGCCGAAAUGGCCGAUCAUCAGCACAACUCGGCGAACCAAAGCCCGGAUAGUGGAAACGCGGCCCUACCCAAGUCUGGCUCAAAUGUUAGCUUUAAGGCGAAAAUCCUUUCCAGCAGGUCCAGAUCUCGAUCCACUGAGGAAGAAACUGAACUGAGCUUGGAAGGAUCCGUCCAACAAUACCUGGAAGAUCAGAGUCUGGAAGACGUGCUGGAGGACCCGGAAAGUGGCGACUCGGAAACAGCGAAUGAAGUGGAAGUGUCCGAAAAAGCCCUAAAGUUCAAAAUAUCUACCGAAUGCACGGCGCCAACCACCGGCCGUAAAAGUUAUCCCGGAUCGAGGAAAGGGAGCAGAGAACGCGGACAACAUUUGAACCAGAGCGAUAUAAGCAGGAUGAUGCAGCAAAAGGGCAAACUGAAAGCGACGGCAUGUAGUUUCGAUCACCACUUCCUAUCGGAUAACAAAAAACUAUCCUUCGAUAGUCCGUCUUUUUUAGAUGAGUACGCGCUGACGUUGAAAAAGCGCUUUGAGGAGGGAUUGACGGGCUAUCGGGAUACGGCUGGCGAAAACAACGACGAUGAGUGCGUCCUUUCCCAAGAAACAAUCAAUUUAAACAAGCGGAACUCUGAACACUUGGUAAAAGUUUUCGACGAAAAGAAGAGCAUUUUGAAAUGCCCGGACCACAAAAACAACGUACACGUUGAGAACUUGAGGAUCAACAUUAACACCACGGCGGAGGACGAGCCCGUUAAAAGCAGCCCCAAAUAUAGCAUGGUCAACAAAAAGUACAAAUACUCGGAGCAAAGCGACAACGACAUCAGCGUUAUAUCGCUGAAAGAGGAAAUCAAAAUCCAGUCACCACCUUCAGAGGCGAAGUCGAAUAGAUCGAUUCUAUCCAGAUUUCGUCAGCUUACCGACAGGUUCGGGCUGUCGCAAGACUCGAAAGUGAAACACCCAAAAAACAACAACGUUUCCAAAACCACCCUGCACAAAGGUAAGACAAAAGUAGAGCCAACUCACUGUAAGAGUUUAGAGAAAGUAGACAUUAGAAGGGCCAGCACGCUGCCUAAAACCAAAGGGCGCACGAGCAAAAGCUGGAAAUCUUUUAUUUUAGGCAAAGAGAAACACUGGUCAUCCGACCAAGUCUUGGAUUGCAACGUUUCAGAAUUGGACAAUCAAUCCCUACCAUCUACCUCACAGAUGAACAGUAACUGUGCCACGCCCAAUAAAACUUCAACAAGUCUGCAGAACUCGCCGCGAAAAAGCGUCGCUCGAUCAGAGUCUUUCGUGAUGGGAAAUAAUGUGACUAAUCGGAGUGUGGACGCGCAGGAAAUUCAAAACGACGGAGAAAAUGACCCGAAUAUAAUUUGACAAGAAGUCAACAUUCCCGAAACGGAAUGUUUUUCCAGAUACAUAUUUUGUCGCUGUUGUACAUAUAGGUCUAAUCCUAGCGAGUCUGUUUAGGAAAUUAUUCGAUUUAUUUAUUUUCGUUUUUUUUAGCUAUUUAUUACGACCUGAUAAUUUUAAGUGUCUAGGAAAUAUUUAUCGAAAUCUAUCUGUAUCCGAAUUGGUGAAGCCGACAAAACCACAAAAGCAAAAAUACCAUUUUUAGUUGCCCUAAAAGACCAACGGUAACGUUCAUUUGCUACAACAGAAAUGCAUAUCAUACGAGUGUUUCCUAUCCAAAUUGUAAAUUAAAAUCGUUUUAUGGCUCUUUAAAUCAUUCACAUUUAAGACCUUUUUUUGGAAAUAAAAUAUUGAAUUUCCUCACUGAUACUGUGCUAUUGGGGAUUGCUUACACACGAAGUGGGACCCGAAAUGUUCGAUAUAUUUCAAGCAUUUUCCCCUUAAAAACACACAUAGUUUUCAUGCCUUACUUGACUCUCUUGUCUCAAUGCGCCUAGACUUAAUAAAGAUGAACCACUAAUUAAAUAUGAGGAUACUAUUUUUUUCAGAAGAGCUAAUUGAUCAACAAGACAAAUAUCAAAAUAAUGAAUUUCAGUCAGUGUAGAAAAAAACGUCCAAAAUCACCUUGACCAAUGUAUUGAUUGCAAUGCUUUCUUUGAUAGAUUCAUUGUCCUCAAAAAACUUCAAAGCAGGUGUUACUCUUUCAAUUAGUGAAUUUUUAUAAUCAUUCGAUACUGGAUAGGAAAGUUCCAAGUUUUCAACCCAUCCCAAUGAAAAUCUGUUCAUUUUCCCAACUUAUACAUAUCAAAAUGCCCGACUUUCUUUGCUACCUGAUACGCUUCCUUUCUAUACUUCUGAGGACCACUGUCUUAAAAGUCUGUACUUUAUUAUAAUUCAGAUAUCCGUUUAAUGUUUAUUCAAUGUAUUUUCGAUACAGGAAAAGCUUCGCGCUGAACAAACGCGUUUGCUUGUUUUUGGUAGGAGCAAAUAUUAGUUUGGGCCAGAAAUUAUCGAUUUUUCCACAAUUUAUCAAAAUUCUAGAAAUUUUCCCGAAAAUAAUAGUUAGGAUGCCGGUUGCUUUGUUCAGCCCGAACCAAUUCCUUUAAAUUAGAAUAAACGAAGUGAAUCUAGCGUAAAUUCUAAAAAAAUUAUAUUUUUAUGCCUCAUGUACAAUCAAUUUGUUGCACAAUACAUGCGAUUUUUGUAGUCAAUAGUUAAUUUUAAGUAGGUAAGAGGAAAAUCGUUUGUACAGAUAACUAAAUUGACGGUAUAUUUGGAAAAUAAAUGAUUAUAAUUUAAUGUAAAAACUAAAUAAAUGUGUAUAAGUAAA
This is a messenger RNA of Dendroctonus ponderosae (mountain pine beetle), 4989 nucleotides long. Its product is annotated as high affinity cGMP-specific 3',5'-cyclic phosphodiesterase 9A. Gene Ontology annotation, biological process: cGMP catabolic process. Gene Ontology annotation, molecular function: 3',5'-cyclic-GMP phosphodiesterase activity. The record is from RefSeq and is a predicted model, not a curated record. The transcript has 12 exons. Bases 753 to 3623 code for a protein of 956 amino acids. NCBI's taxonomy places the organism in Eukaryota, Metazoa, Arthropoda, Insecta, Coleoptera, Curculionidae.